AUGGUCCGGAAGUCCAAUGCUCCACGUGGUCCGACAAAGAGGCAAAAGGAGCGCAGGACAGUGAAGGAGCAGAAAGCGAGGCAGAAGAAUGAGGCGCGGUUUGCCUCGGCCGUGCGGGGUUCACAGGCCAGCCUUUUGGAGCAGGACUUUCAAUUUGUGACGGACACGUUGCAGGACAAUCCUCGCUGGAUUCAGCCAUUGGCCGGGCUUAUUAGGUCGGGCGCAUUGAACGGCAUUUUGAAGGACAACUUUGAUGAGGAAAACGCAUCAUCAGUCGGACCAAAGUGGAAAGGUCGGGCAAAGACAUGGCUGCAGCUGCCAUUGGAGAUGAAGGUGGCCAUGAUUGAGGCCACCGGACUCAGUCUCCAGCCGGACCUCCGCACCGAUGACUUUGUCAAGAGGGCGUUCCAAGUGCAGUUCUGGGUCGGAGCAGGGCCAAAGAUCCCUUUAAAAAGGACUGAUAUUCGGCAGGUCUCCACAUUAGAGAGGUUUGCAAAACUUCGGGUUGAAUCCCUUGGUGUCAACUACUUGAACUUGCUCAACAGCAAGGAGCCUCUGAAAGCAAACAUGGACUUGCACAUUUGGUCGGUCACUGGGAAUACUCUGUGCUGCUGUGCCCUGGCCAAGACGGAGGAGGAUGGGUUGGAGUAUGAGCUCCUACCAUUGGCCAAGGGCGACCGGUGGAUCUUGUCGGACCGCGCCUCCCCAAGUUGCCGGGUCAGGAGUGAAUUGAAACCAAAUUUGUAUGACUUCUUGUGCUGGGACUUCUUUUCUGAUGAGUCAUCACGUGAGCUGCCGGACUAUGAAUCUACCUGGGAUGAGCCGGACAAUGAAGCAGCAGAAGAUAUUUUGUCGACGUCAGCUCUCACAGAGACUGGCGGCGCACCAACGGUCGUUCAGACUCCGGUAAAGCCGGCGGGAGCAUUGAAGGGUUCACCAUCGACAGCGUCACCUCAAUCGUAG
This is a messenger RNA of Durusdinium trenchii, 963 nucleotides long. NCBI's taxonomy places the organism in Eukaryota, Dinophyceae, Suessiales, Symbiodiniaceae. The record is from the annotation of a GenBank genome assembly.